Messenger RNA from Phragmites australis (common reed), 1494 nucleotides. Its product is annotated as E3 ubiquitin-protein ligase Os06g0535400-like. The record is from RefSeq and is a predicted model, not a curated record. Lineage: Eukaryota; Viridiplantae; Streptophyta; Magnoliopsida; Poales; Poaceae. Bases 601 to 1332 code for a protein of 243 amino acids. Gene Ontology annotation, biological process: protein ubiquitination. The transcript has a single exon.
AUGAAACGAAAACUCUCCUGCAGCAGCACUUGCAUCGCCGUAGUAAAUUAUCGCCAGCAUACUUACCUGCUUGCAGGUAGCUGUGACUUCACUUUGACAGUGAUGCUGCGGCAUGGAAGCUUGUUCUCCGAAAGAAAUCGAGUUGUUUCAGAUGGAAUUGCUGUGUUCCCAAGCAGAUUUGAAUAGUUUCUACAUGGUAGAGAGUAAUAGAUUACAAGUCGCGCGGCUCAUUACGUAUGCUUGACUAGUCUGGGUCAACCAUGGGGAAGACAAUGAUGAAGUGUAUAGUUUUAUCUGCUACAUGGAAAGCUCCAGAUCUUUGGCUAUUGGCCGCGGAAUGCGUGGUCCGGUCUUAGACGUGUGCUAAUAACUUCGAUUACGAGGAAGCAUCAAUACUGAUCUUUUCUUGAAUUGCUUAAUUUUUCUUGACCUAUUCGCGAUAAGGAAAAGGCGAAAUUUAGUGCGGAGAGGAGGCUCCACGGAAUCUCACCGCUGCUCUGUUUUCCCAUGGAUUCCUCACUCUGAGCGCAGAGCGCGAAGGAAUCUCAGAAAGGGCCGCUUGUGCAGUGUGAGCGCGGCCUCGCCGGCGGCGCGGUGGCGAUGGACCUCCCGUGGAUCGACCUGCCCUUCACCUUCCUGACGCUGCUCCUCGCCACGCGCCUCGCCCACGACUACUACGGCGCCGUCGCCGCAGCCUUCGCCGGCGGCUUCGCGCUCCAGAUCUUCCUCUUCUACUGCUUCGCGCGCUGGUACCGCCACACCAUCCGCUCCCGCGCCGGGGACGGCGGCGACAACCAGCCUUCGCUCUCGCUCCCCUCGUCAUCGGCGGGUCAUGAGGAGGACGCCCCGCCCGUCCUUACCCCGUUGCUAGAGACGUCCGGCGGGGACGGUGCCCGGGCGUCGCUGGCCAACCGGUGCUUCGCCCUGGUCUUCAUGGUGUUCGUGCCGCUGGUCAUCGUCGUCUUCGAGCGGAGCCAGACGGACGUGGUGGCGUACGUGCUCUGCCUCGCCAACAUCAUCAUCAUGGUCAUCUGGUUAUCGCCGGACUCCGGAAGCACGGUCUCGGCAGCCAAGUCGUUCCUGCGGCUCAGCGACGACGAGGACGAGGGCAGCGGCAGCGGCGGCGCCGUGGACAAGUGCUGCGUCUGCCUCGCCGACAUGCGGGAGGAGCAGGAGCUGCGAGGGCUGCCGCGGUGCGGGCACCAGUUCCACGACAAGUGCAUUGGCAAGUGGCUCAAGGCGCACCCGACGUGCCCCGUGUGCCGGGCGACGGCCGUGCCGCCGGUGGACGCUGGCAGCGAGCCGCUCGAUGACGAUAUUAGCCCGGUCUAGCUUUCUUCUCUGCGUGCUGCAUCUUAUAUAUCUAACAAUUGGUGUUCAAUUGUUGUGAUUAAUUGCUUGGAAAUUUCAUGAAGAUGUACAGUUAAAAAAAUCGUUCCCAAGCAUCAAUCGGAAAUUAUAGUAGUAAUUUGUAAAUACAUUCGCGUUUGUUCA